Molecule: messenger RNA, 3044 nt
Organism: Camelus dromedarius (Arabian camel)
Lineage: Eukaryota; Metazoa; Chordata; Mammalia; Artiodactyla; Camelidae
Gene: DNAI3
Product: dynein axonemal intermediate chain 3
Exons: 23
Coding region: 228-2903 (891 amino acids)
Biological process (GO): inner dynein arm assembly; cilium movement involved in cell motility
Cellular component (GO): inner dynein arm
Molecular function (GO): dynein light chain binding; dynein heavy chain binding
Source: RefSeq, a predicted model, not a curated record
UAUUGGUGGUGCUGCUUUGUCAAUCCCAGCAGAGGACGAGCCUCUUUUUUCGUAGCAACGGAUGCGUCUCGGCAACAGCCAGCCAGGGGAACUGCAGUUUGUUUGGGGGGCUUCGGAGAGAGGAGAGUCAAACUACCAUCUCCAGCUCCCGAAGAAACUUUUCUCCAGGGUUUUGCAAAGAGGCUUCUUUUCCCUUCGGUUUAGCAGCAUCAGCCUAAGUCAGAGCCAUGGCUCCCAAACCUCAAAAACGAAAGAUCUCAAAAAGAGGCAAAAAUAAAAUAACGUUACCUGUUAGUGAAGAAGCAGAACCUAUAAAUAUGGAGAGCAUGGGUCAUCCGGAAAUUUAUCCUUUGGUGUUAACUACCAAGACCCAGGAAAUAUUUAACUGCCGAGUAGAUGAAGAUAUCACGGAUGAACAACCUUACAAACUUAUCAGAAAAGAAGAUAUUUUUGCAGACUUCGUAAACAGAGCUGCAGUAUCUGAUUUCUACCCAGUCAAAAAAAUUAUUCAGGAAUAUCCUGGAGAUGAGCUUCUGCUUGUUUAUGACAAAGACUUCAGAUAUGGACUUAACUUUUAUCUUAUUGGAACUGAAGAGGGCAAGGAAAACUAUUUAAAUCCCCUAGAGGUACCAGAAGAACAGGAGGAAUAUAAAGAGCAUAUUCCUGAGGAUCUGUAUGUUUAUAAGCCUCCUGUCUCCAAGCCAUGGGUCUCUUUGGGUAGUGAAAAAGAAAUUGACGAAGAAACGGUUAAAGAAUCUACAAAACAGAUUACAUAUAUGAUUUCUCGAAAACGAAGUGAAUUUGGUGCCCCUAUUAAGUUCAGUGACCAGAAUGCUUCCAGUGUAAAAGAUGCCUAUAUUGAAUGUACAGCCUACCCAGAUAAAAAUUUUACUCUUAAGCAACUUGAGAGAGAUGUUGGCAUGCAAGUCGUCCCCCAAAUCAAGGACAUAAGUACUCAGACAAGAUGGACAUAUCCCCAAAAUGCCACGACACAAUAUCAUCCAAGAGAAUUUUCAGAAGAGGAAAAAAAGACACUGGAACAAUCAAAAACUUUGACUGAUUUUCUUAACAAUGUGUCUAUGAGUGUUGAAAUAGCCCUGCAGCAAAAUGAAAUCAUGAAUGUAUUUAUUGAUGACUGGAAACGCCUGGCAGAAGAAGAAGGCACCUUUGGGGACAAGACUGAUACCCACCUGAAAGAGUACCAGUCCUUUACUGACCUUCAUAGCCCCACGGAGAAGAUGAUCACCUGCGUCUCCUGGCAUCCAGUUAUCUUUGGGCUAAUAGCUGUAUCGGUGGCUGUACGACUCUCCUUUGAAGAGAGAGUCCAUUUUUCUGGUAAAUUAUUGCUGCAGCCAUCACUGAUUCUUUUCUGGAGCUUCUCCGAUCCCAUACAUCCUCAGUUAAUGCUGGAGAGCCCAGAUGACAUCUUCUGCUUCGAGUUCUGUCCAAGUGACCCUAAUAUCAUUGCUGGAGGCUGCAUAAAUGGGCAGAUUGUCAUGUGGGACAUCACCACACACGCGGAUCGAAUAGAAAACAUCAAGGUGGGUGGGAGCAGAAGUAAAAAAGUCACCCUCAAGCCAUUGUUUCUACUUGAACCAGAGAGUAAUAAAGAAGUAAUGUAUAUCAGACACUGUGCUGUCUCCUCAAUAGAAAACGGACAUAGGAAAGUCAUUACCGAUAUACACUGGCUGUCUGACACGUUUGAGAUUAACAGACUUGGUUCUGUCUUUGAAAAUCGAAGUGGAAUAUCCUGUCAACUUGCCACUUGUUCCGCAGACUGCACAAUAUGUUUUUGGGAUAUCAGACCACAGAAAGCUUUAACUCCCCAACCAACAGAGAAAAAGAAAGAAGAAAGUAUUGAAAUUCCUUUUGAUGUACCAUCCACUUUUUUGCAUCUAGAUCUCUCCUGGAAACCUUUCUCUAAAAUAAGACUGUCUAAAGGUGAAACAACUUUGGACCACUGCCCGACCAAGAUAAGCCUGAGUGAUGACACCCUCCUUUACAAAGAACAAGACAAAGCCGCAGCCCAGGACAAAGCAGUGAAGGCGGGAGAAGCGAGGCCGUAUCAGAAUCUGGAAGAGGGGUUGGCCAAUCAUCUCGAGCCAAUAGAUGACUUCUGCACAAAGUUCUUCGUGGGGACAGAGGAAGGUGAAGUGAUAUACACAGAUUGGAAAAUGGAAAGAGACCCUGAAACUGGCCGAUUCAUGACAAAGAAGCCAGUGAGCCUCUACACGGUCCACGACGGGGCUGUGCACACUGUUCAGAGAUCACCUUUUUACCACGACAUCAUCCUCACCGUUGGGGGAUGGAACGUGGCCAUCUGGAAAGAAGGUGUUAUGACUGGACCCCUCCUUCAGUCAUGCUGUGCACCAAAAAGGUACACCUCAGGGCACUGGUCCCUGACAAGGCCUGGAGUCUUCUAUAUUGGCAGGGAAGAUGGAUACCUUGAUAUCUGGGACCUUCUGGAGAAAACCCACGAACCAGCCCAGUCGCAAAACAUCUGCAUAACCAUGAUCACCUGCGUCAAACCCUGGACCUUUUCUGCUAAGCAGCAGUUUAUAGCCAUAGCCGAUUAUUUUGGAACACUACAUAUACUGGAAAUUCCUUGGACGUUAAGUCACCCUUCCACCAAUGAGGUAUCAAGUAUACAUUACUACUUUGAAAGGGAAGUCAAGCACCUGGAGUAUGUAGAGCAGCGCAAAAAAAUUCGUGAACAGGAAAAGAAAGACAUGAAGCUGGAAAUAGAGAAGAAAAAAGUUAAAAUGCAUCAGAAGUCAAAAGAACAAAUGGAGGCUGAACUGAAAAUGGAAUACGAGAGUUAUUUGGAACUGGAAAGGAACGUCCUCGUCAAUCUUGGCCUCAUCAAAGUGAAAGAGACGAUGUCAUACGUGGAAAUGGUAUAAAAAAGCUUCCCGUAGGGGUGUUGUGGGGGCUUCGUGGGACUGUCCUUUCAUUCAUUAUUUUUUAUGUAAGAUGAACUAGCAAACUAAACAUUAAAAAGGUUUACAUAUGAAUAUUAAGCUUUUAUUUCACUGCUAUUAAAA